Mytilus trossulus (common blue mussel) is the source of this 1641-nucleotide messenger RNA. RefSeq lists its product as uncharacterized. The record is from RefSeq and is a predicted model, not a curated record. The transcript is spliced from 3 exons. NCBI's taxonomy places the organism in Eukaryota, Metazoa, Mollusca, Bivalvia, Mytilida, Mytilidae. Bases 1 to 1641 code for a protein of 546 amino acids.
AUGUCUAUUGACACAGUUCAUAGACAAAUGUCUGUUGACAUAGUAGAUAGACACAUGUUUGUUGACAUAGUAGAUAGACACAUGUCUGUUGGCAUAGUAGAUAGACACAUGUUUGUUGACAUAGUAGAUAGACACAUGUCUGUUGACAUAGUAGAUAGACACAUGUCUGUUGACAUAGUUCAUAGACAAAUGUCUGUUGACAUAGUAGAUAGACACAUGUCUCUUGACAUAGUAGAUAGACACAUGUCUGUUGACAUAGUUCAUAGACAAAUGUCUGUUGACAUAGUAGAUAGACACAUGUCUGUUGACAUAGGUGAUAGACACAUGUAUGUUGGCAUAGUAUAUAGACACAUGUCUGUUGACAUAGUACAUAGACACAUGUCUGUUGACAUAGUACAUAGACACAUGUCUGUUGACAUAGGUGAUAGACACAUGUCUGUUGGCAUAGUAGAUAGACACAUGUCUGUUGACAUAGUAGAUAGACACAUGUCUGUUGACAUAGUAUAUAGACACAUGUCUGUUGACAUAGUAGAUAGACACAUGUCUGUUGACAUAGUAGAUAGACACAUGUCUGUUGACAUAGUAGAUAGACACAUGUCUGUUGACAUAGUAGAUAGACACAUGUCUGUUGACAUAGUAGAUAGACACAUGUCUGUUGACAUAGUAGAUAGACACAUGUCUGUUGACAUAGUAGAUAGACACAUGUCUGUUGACAUAGUAGAUAGACACAUGUCUGUUGACAUAGUAGAUAGACACAUGUCUGUUGACAUAACACAUGUGAAUGUUGACAUAGUAGAUAGACACAUGUAUGUUGACAUAGUACAUAGAUACAUGUCUGUUGACAAAGUAGAUAGACACAUGUCUGUUGACAUAGUAGAUAGACACAUGUCUGUUGACAUAGUAGAUAGACACAUGUCUGUUGACAUAGUAGAUAGACACAUGUCUGUUGACAUAGUAGAUAGACACAUGUCUGUUGACAUAGUAGAUAGACACAUGUCUGUUGACAUAGUAUAUAGACACAUGUCUGUUGACAUAGUAGAUAGACACAUGCCUGUCGACAUAGUAGAUAGACACAUGUCUGUUGACAUAGUAUAUAGACACAUGUCUGUGGACAUAGUAUAUAGACACAUGUCUGUUGACAUAGAAGAUAGACACAUGUCUGUUGACAUAGUAGAUAGACACAUGUCUGUUGACAUAGUAGAUAUACACAUGUCUGUUGACAUAGUAGAUAGACACAUGUCUGAUGACAUAAAACAUGUGAAUGUUGACAUAGUAGAUAGACACAUGUCUGUUGACAUAGUACAUAGACACAUGUCUGUUGACAAAGUAGAUAGACACAUGUCUGUUGUCAUAGUAGAUAGACACAUGCCUGUUGACAUAGUAGAUAGACACAUGUCUGUUGGCAUAGUAGAUAGACACAUGUCUGUUGACAUAGUAGAUAGACACAUGUCUGUUGACAUAGUAUAUAGACACAUGUCUGUUGACAUAGUAGAUAGACACAUGUCUGUUGACAUAGUAGAUAGACACAUAUAUGUUGACAUAGUAGAUAGACACAUGUCUGUUGACAAAGUAGAUAGACACAUGUCUGUUGACAUAGUAGAUAGACACAUGUAUGUUGACAAAGUAGAUAGACACAUGUGA